Molecule: messenger RNA, 1910 nt
Organism: Nymphaea colorata (pocket water lily)
Lineage: Eukaryota; Viridiplantae; Streptophyta; Magnoliopsida; Nymphaeales; Nymphaeaceae
Product: protein ALP1-like
Exons: 1
Coding region: 265-1665 (466 amino acids)
Source: RefSeq, a predicted model, not a curated record
GUGGGAACAGAAACGCGUUUGCGGCGUCCAAAAGAGCAAUUAAGAGAUGUCGCGGCGGACGGCGGGCUCCCUCCACCAACUGCGGCCUUUCUUCGUUGCUUCCCUGUUGCGUUCACACCUCGUUGCCCGUUCCAAUAUGUAAACGGCAACCCACCACCGUCCUCGGCGUCUCUCUUCUUCCCCUGAUCAACCGACUCUGCAACUCCGUCCUUUGAUUCGAGAGAAGCGGGAGAAGUUGGUUUCUUAGGCGAGUAUUGGUGGUUGAUGGGUGGUGCUGUUAAGAAGAAGAAGGAGGAGUUCGGUGACCCCAAGGCCGUGGCCCAGCUGGUUUCCGCUCUGGGGAUGCUCGACGAUCAGAGCCACCGGCAGGAGAGGCAGGUGCUCGACGACCAGCACGUCCUCGAUUCCAGUUUCGCCAGCAACACGACCGCCUCUUUCCUUGAUCACACCUACCAACAACUCAGCUCCGACGAUGCGGACUCCGAUCGCCGCCGCAAGAGACGGCCUCGCCUCUCCCAGGCCUCCCCCGCCGCGGUUACUGGUUCGGUGGUUCCCAAAGAUCCGACCGCCGACGACAACGAUUCGGCGCCCGCGCCGACGAUGAGGCGGUUGUGGGUCAAGGACCGGUCGACGGCGUGGUGGGACGCGGUGAGCGCGCCAGACUACCCGGAGGCUUUGUUCCGGCGGGCGUUUCGGAUGGGGCGGGCGACGUUCGACAUGAUCUGCGGCGAGCUGAAUUCGGCGGUGGAGAAGGAGGACACGAUGCUUCGGGCGGCAAUCCCCGUCCGGCAGCGGGUGGCGGUGUGCGUGUGGCGGCUGGCGACCGGUGAGCCGCUGCGGCUGGUGUCCAAGCGCUUCGGCCUCGGCAUAUCCACCUGCCACAAGCUCGUCCUCGAGGUCUGCGCCGCGAUGCGCGACGUGCUAAUGUCGAGGUUCCUGCAGUGGCCGUCCUCGGAGGACCAACUCCGGUCGCUGGGGGCGCAAUUCCAGGCAAUUUCCGGCAUCCCAAACGUCGUCGGAGCGAUGUACACCACCCACAUACCGAUUAUUGCUCCCAAAACAGGCGUCUCAGCGUACUUCAACAAGUGGCAUACCGAGCGCAACCACAAGACGUCCUACUCCAUCAUCCUCCAGGGCGUCGUCGACCCCUCCGGCAUCUUCACCGACGUCUGCAUCGGGUCGCCGGGAUCCAUGCCGGACGAGCAGGUUCUCGAGAAGUCCGGCCUAUACCGCCGUGGCGCUAACGGGAUGCUCGACGGCAUGUGGGUCGUGGGCGGCGCCGGCCACCCGCUGAUGGACUGGGUGCUCGUUCCUUACGCGCAGCAGCACCUCACCUGGACCCAACACGCCUUCAACGAGAGGAUCGGUGAGGUGCAGGCCGUCGCCCGGGCUGCCUUCUCCCGGCUGAAGGGGAGAUGGUCCUGCCUACAGAAGCGGACCGAAGUCAAGCUACAGGACCUCCCCGUGCUCCUCGGCGCCUGCUGCGUCCUCCACAACAUCUGUGAGCAGCGCCGCGAGGCCAUGGAUCCCGAGUUCGAGUACCGCCUCAUCGACGACGAGGUGCCGCCGGAGAAUUGCGUUCGCUCGGCGGCUGCAAUGCGAGCCAGGGACAGCAUUGCCCAUAACCUGUUGCAUCACGCACACGCUGGCACUGCCUUCUUGUGAUCAACCGGAUCUUCUUCUGUUCCCCCAACUUCAGAAAACAGUGAUAUCAUACUUUUGUAAACAAGGAUUCAUCGAUUGCUCUAGCGACAAAGAAAAAUGCAGCCUUCAAUUUUUUUGAAACAUGUAAAAAAAAGACAACCCAAGUAUACGUUGAUGAAAGCAAAAUUGCUGCCUGUAAAUUAAAUUUCUCUAUUGUUAAUUUUGUUAUUUGUUAUAUCAAUCAAGACAAAAUUCAUGUUUCUCUA